AUGACGAGUGGAGAUCUCGACGCCUUAGAUGAGGGCCUGUACAGUCGUCAGCUCUAUGUUGUUGGCGUGGAAGGCAUGAAGCAGCUGACCACGUCCAAUGUGUUUAUUUAUGGUGUUGAUGGACUUGGUUUGGAAAUUGCCAAAGACAUCGUUCUUGCCGGAGUCCGUUCGGUCACCUUGUACGAUCCGGAACCCAUCACGUGGGCCGAUUUAUCGACCCACUUUUAUGCUGGACCGGAAAACGUUGGACACUCUCGAGCAGAAGUAUCUCGAGGGAAACUUGCCGCCUUGAAUAGCCACGUGGUUGUAAAUGUUCUGAUUCAGUCUGGUGAACCGAAACCUGUACCAGAUUUUGUGCGCCAAUUCACUGUGAUUGUUCUCGUUCAAGCGCCACACACAAUGUGUUUGCAAUGGGGAGAGGUUUGUCAUCGAUCUAAAGUCAAACUGGUUAUUGCUAACACGGCGGGUUUGUUUGGUCGAUUGUUUUGUGAUUGUGGUGAGAAUUACUUGGUCACCGAUCCGGAUGGCGAAGAGAGUAUAUCCGUGUUGGUGGAACAUAUUGAAAAGUCUCCACGAGGUCUUGUAAAACAUGUCCAGAGUCCAGACCGAUUGUUCUCUGACUCCUGUUAUGUAACGUUCCACGGAAUAGUCGGUAUGACGGAGUUAAACGAAUGUGCGCCGCGCAAAAUCACAGUGCAAAGCCCUACUUCAUUCGAGAUUGGUGAUACCAGUGGACUAUCGGAUUACAUUUCGGGAGGAGUGUGUACUCAAGUUAAAAUUCCACAAAAAUACACUCAUUUAGCGUACGGGAAAGCGUUUCUCCAACCCCACGGGGAGCAGUUCGACUUUAUCCGACAAAGUUACGCGGAGCAACUGCAUUUGUGCUUUGCCUCAUUGAAUCAGCAUCAGCUGUCACCGUGGAAUCGAGUUCAGGCGCGACGAUUUGUGGAUCUGGUGAAACAAAUGAAUGAGACAGAACUGAAGGGUUCUCUGGCUUAUUUGUCCGAAGUGGACGAAAAUCUAUGCCGUUUGUUUGCCAUGAUUUCCACUGGCCAGUGCAGUCCAGUUCAGGACAAUUCCAUUCAUCUCGAUGGCUUUACACUGAUUAAAACUGUCUUUUUUCAGGCUGUGAUUGGCGCUUUUGCGGCACAACAGGUUAUGAAUAUGUGCAGCGGAAAGUUUACCCCGCUUAAUCAGUGGUACUAUUUGGACGCUUCAAAUUGUCUGCCUCCAGCACACGAAUUGGACGCUAUCGGAGAAGAGGAGACGAAGGCGUGCAACACCCGAUACGAUGGCCAGAUUGCAAUAUUCGGUCGUCAGUUUCAAAACCGUUUAAGUGAACUGAAAUACUUCAUAGUGGGUGCUGGAGCACUUGGAUGCGAGCUGUUGAAAAAUAUCGCUAUGAUGGGUGUUGGAGCAAGCAAGUUGGGCAAAAUCACUGUCACCGAUAUGGAUUCUAUCGAACGAUCUAACUUAAAUCGGCAGUUUCUAUUCCGACCAAAUGAUAUUGGUCACAUGAAAUCGGUAGUGGCUGCCAAGGCGAUCAAUAAAAUGAAUCCAGAGAUUAACAUCGACUCACAUCAAAAUCGAGUGAGCGAGGACACUGAGAACAUCUAUCACGAGCAGUUCUUUGAAUCACUUGACGGUGUACUGAGCGCGGUCGAUGGCAUUCCCCCACGUCAGUACAUAGAUCAUCGUUGUGUACAGCACGGGAAACCAUGGAUCGAUUCCGGUACUAUGGGUGCAAUGGGAUCUACACUAGUCGUUUUGCCCCAUUUGACUAGAUCCUACUCAUCAGUUACACCUCUGGAAGACCAGCCUGAAAGAUAUGGGGAUUAUGUAAGUGUUUCGUUCUUGAAAGAACUGAUCGCGUCGAUCUUCACUGUGUAG
Molecule: messenger RNA, 1890 nt
Organism: Echinostoma caproni
Lineage: Eukaryota; Metazoa; Platyhelminthes; Trematoda; Plagiorchiida; Echinostomatidae
Source: the annotation of a GenBank genome assembly